AUGGGAAGUGCAGGCCUCUCCUCCGACGAGGUCAUCGACCACCUUAUCCGCAAACACAUCUCUACACUAGCCCAAGCUCCUUACAUAUCUCAAAGCGAUCUCCCAUUCUUUGUAGCCGAUACCAACCGAAUCGUCGAGCAACACCGAAGAUGGACGCACACGAUGCCGGAUAUCCAGCCUUUCUACGCUGUAAAAGCAAACUCAGACACGAAACUACUCCAAUGUCUAGAUAGGCUUGGUGUCAAUUUUGACUGUGCUUCUCUGGAUGAAAUCCAACAAAUACUGAGUCUGGGCAUUGAUCCUUCCCGGAUCAUAUUUGCUCAUCCGUGCAAAGCGGCCUCGGCGCUCCAUUUUGCCUCCAAGCGGGGCGUCCGCUGGACCACGUUUGAUAAUAUCGAUGAACUGGAGAAAAUUAGAGAACAUGGUGCACAGAUGGAGCUUCUACUUCGGAUAUUUGCUCAAGAUGACGGAGCGAAAGUUUGUCUGGGUGAUAAAUUUGGGGCUGCGUGGGAUGAUACCUGGUCUUUGCUGGAGAGGGCAAGACAGCUGGAUUUGAAAAUUGUCGGUGUCAGCUUUCAUAUCGGCUCCGGAGCAUCUGACCCCCAAGCAUUUGCCACCGCCAUUCAACAAGCAAAACAAGUGAUCGAACAAGGCGAACGUCUAGGAUUUCAAAUGACCGUCCUGGACGUAGGGGGUGGCUUCCAAGACGCGAAUUUUGAGAUAAUGGCAUCAGGACUCCGUCCAGCUCUCGCACAGGAAUUUCGCGAUCGAAAACUGACGGUGAUCGCGGAACCUGGCCGAUUCUAUGCGACCCCUUUCUACACAAUGGCGUGUAGGGUGAUUGCGCGUCGGACGCAGAUUAGAUCGGCCUCCAAAGUCGCGGAUAUGCUGUAUCAGAAUGACGGACUCUACGGCUGCUUCAGCUGCGGCUGGAGCGAAAAUGAAGUGUAUACGCCUGUUCUUGUCAGCGGAGGGGCGGUGGAGCGAGACUGGGGAGAGCAUCGGUAUUCCGUCUGGGGGCCGACUUGCGACAGUAUUGAUCGGGUCGCGGAAGAGGUUGCCAUGGAUUGUGAGGUUAAGAUUGGCGAUUGGUUGAUUUAUCGGAAUAUGGGAGCGUAUACGGUCUCCGCGGCGUCCCGUUUUAAUGGAUUUCCCAAUACUUACGAUUGGCGGUUCUGGCAACAUUCAGAGAUUGACCCCUCUACGCUGAAAUCAGAACAAGCUAAUAUGAUUUACAAUAAAUUCGAUGUUUCUUCAAAGCUGAUUGUGGGCGCUUUGACGACGGCCCACAUCCCGGUUCCCCGCUAG
Molecule: messenger RNA, 1308 nt
Organism: Aspergillus tanneri
Lineage: Eukaryota; Fungi; Ascomycota; Eurotiomycetes; Eurotiales; Aspergillaceae
Gene: ODC1
Product: type III PLP-dependent enzyme
Exons: 6
Coding region: 1-1308 (435 amino acids)
Cellular component (GO): cytoplasm
Molecular function (GO): ornithine decarboxylase activity
Source: RefSeq, a predicted model, not a curated record